Molecule: messenger RNA, 1089 nt
Organism: Menidia menidia (Atlantic silverside)
Lineage: Eukaryota; Metazoa; Chordata; Actinopteri; Atheriniformes; Atherinopsidae
Source: the annotation of a GenBank genome assembly
AUGAUGCACUUUCAGCUGGUUCAGAUCUUUAGAAGUGAGAUUAAAGCGCCACAUGUACGCGCCCCCCCCCCCCCCUCUGCGCCCCCCCCCGCCCCCCCCGCCCCCCCCCUGCUCCGGCCCAUCCCGCGGCCCCGGAAGUACCCCGGCCGGCCGGGCCGGACCCCGGUCCACCAGAGGCCGUUCCCCUGCCCCGCGGCCGGCUGCGACCGGCGCUUCUCGCGCUCGGACGAGCUGAGCCGGCACCUGCGCGUGCACACGGGCCACAAGCCCUUCCAGUGCCGCGUGUGCGCGCGCAGCUUCAGCCGCAGCGACCACCUGGCCACGCACCUGCGCACGCACACCGGGGAGAAGCCCUUCGGCUGCCAGCAGUGCGCCCGCAGGUUCGCCCGCAGCGACGAGCGGAGGAGGCACCUGAAGGGGACUUCCUGUCCGGAAGGCUUCACCGGGAGGUUCUCCGUGGACUCUGGGAGUCAGUGGACUGUCUGUGGACUAUUGGGGACGUGGCCCGACGUCAGCCACAUGUACGCGCCCCCCCACCCCCCGCAGCACCCCCCCGCGGCCCCGUCCUCCCCCUGCCGCGGGGACGCCUACCAGGGCCAGGGGGGGGCGGCCGGGGGGUACCUGUCCUUCCCCCCCGCGCAGCUCUCCCUGCUGCCGGAGUACGGAGGCUUCUACCCGCCGGGCUGCGGGGGGGAGUACCCCGGCCGGCCGGGCCGGACCCCGGUCCACCAGAGGCCGUUCCCCUGCCCCGCGGCCGGCUGCGACCGGCGCUUCUCGCGCUCGGACGAGCUGAGCCGGCACCUGCGCGUGCACACGGGCCACAAGCCCUUCCAGUGCCGCGUGUGCGCGCGCAGCUUCAGCCGCAGCGACCACCUGGCCACGCACCUGCGCACGCACACCGGGGAGAAGCCCUUCGGCUGCCAGCAGUGCGCCCGCAGGUUCGCCCGCAGCGACGAGCGGAGGAGGCACCUGAAGCUCCUGUCCUCCCCCUAUCCUAUCUCCUCCUCCUGGUCUUCCCCCUUCUCCUCCUCCUUCUCCUCCACCUCCUCCCCUCUCCUGACCUCCUCCAGCUCAUCCCAGAAGCCAUAG